AUGGCGUAUCCCCACCGUGACCGCUACGAUGACGGAUACUAUCCCCCUCCGUCAGAUGAUCGAUUUGCUGGCCCUCCGCCCCGACGACACAAAUCCGAGCGACACCGCCGUCGCAGUCCCGACGGUAUCCCAUAUGGCGAAGACGCGUACCCCCCGCGGCGGGGCUAUUCUCGCAGGGAACCCCCCGGGCCAAGAGGCAUGACACAACCCGGCAGCAGCGGGCGGCGUCCAAGAAGCCCUCCACCGUAUUAUCCUCCGGAGCCGGCCCCUCGUGAGCCUCGCAAAGAUUCACGGCGGGAACCGCGUCCCUCUCGACCGGAGCGAGAUGUGCCGCGGAGCUACGACCGCAACUACCCACCGGCGCGGGACUACGCCAGCCCUCGGGAUCAACCACGCCGCCCACAUCGCGAGGAGCCCGAAUAUCGCCCUCGACGAGACAGGGCAUCGCCGCCACCAGAGUACAGAUCCCGCCCCCGCGAAGGCCGCUCUUACAAGUCCCGACCCGUUUCGCCAGAACCAAUAUCCCGACCUCGAGAGUUCCCUGCCCCCAAAUACGGCGGCGGCGACGACGGCAAACGCCCCCAUCGGGCGCGAUCUCACGAGCGUUCUCAUAAACGGGACGUGAGUCCUGCGCGUGGUCGUGACCGCGCCUUCCCUCCCACGAGCAAACCCCCUUCGUCCUCGCGACGCAAGUCCGCGCCUGCGCCGACGGCGGACAAGGCCAAGAAACAGGCUUGGUGGCAGAAUCCCCUCGUCCAGGCGGGUGCGCGGACGGCGUUUGCUGCUGGAGCGCAGGCCGCGAUGCAGAAUCGCAACGACCCCAAUCCGUGGCUGGGGUCCAAGGGUGCCAAAGUUGCGACGGCUGCCCUGGGCGCUGCGUUGAUGGAUGGCUUUGGCAAGAAGAAGGACUGA
This is a messenger RNA of Metarhizium brunneum ARSEF 3297, 912 nucleotides long. RefSeq lists its product as uncharacterized. The record is from RefSeq and is a predicted model, not a curated record. NCBI's taxonomy places the organism in Eukaryota, Fungi, Ascomycota, Sordariomycetes, Hypocreales, Clavicipitaceae.